Anoplophora glabripennis (Asian longhorned beetle) is the source of this 273-nucleotide messenger RNA. It is a transcript of the gene oaf, whose product is annotated as out at first protein. Lineage: Eukaryota; Metazoa; Arthropoda; Insecta; Coleoptera; Cerambycidae. The annotation marks the transcript as partial. The record is from RefSeq and is a predicted model, not a curated record. The transcript has 2 exons.
UGGUGGGUUUGUGUUUUUGAAGAAACGAGUUGGUUAAAGGGACACGUCAAAAUGUGUUUUAGACUAAGUAUUUUUUGUUAUCCGAACCUUUUCGUUUUGUGCAUGUUUGUGCUGGUGAAAUUCACAGACACCCAGCUCGUUAUCAACGUCAGGAAUCAGGGCGGAGAUGUCGUCCAGGAGAACAUUUCGGCGAACGUCACCGACGACACCGUCACAUUAGAAUUCCAGAGGUCCGACGGCACACUUGUCACCCAGCUUAUUGACUUCAGAAAU